GUGCCCCCACACUGCCUUCCUUCACAGUCUACUUGAGACAGACUUAAUUAAAACACAAACAAAUGUGAAAUCACAACUGUUACGGUGUCUUAAAGGAAGAGUUGAGUGUACACAGAAUGUGUAUAAUAGCAAGACUUAACCCACUGUAGAUACUCACCUCUUUCCAGGAUUAGGUCAUUAACAUUCUCUAUUCCCACGUGUUCCCUGAGUGGGAACCCAUUCCACUGCCAUCGUUUCCUUCCCUCUUCAAAGGGAGCCACAGCAUUCCGAACUACACCCGGUGAAAAGAGGAUUUCAAGGAUAUUCCUCAGGAGCUUCAGAUGUUAAUAAGCAAAAAUUAAAACUAUACUUUCAAGUUUUUAAUUAGGUGUGGAAUAAUUGCUAGUGCCCUGGAGAAGAUGUCGGUGCUAAACUGUUCUACCAAAUUACUGAUACUGGAAAAAAUGCUGAAGAGUCACUUUCCUGAGUCACUCAAGGUUUAUGGAGCUGUGAUGAACAUAAAUCGUGGGAAUCCCUUUCAAAAGGAAGUGGUAGUGGAUUCAUGGCCAGACUUCAAAGCUGUUAUCACCCGGCGACAGAAAGAGGCUGAGGUGGAUAACCUGGACCAUUAUACUAAUGCCUAUGCUGUGUUCUACAAGGAUAUCAGGGCUUACCGACAGCUGUUGGAAGAACAUGAUGUUAUCAACUGGAAUCAAGUUUUUCAAAUACAAGGGCUGCAGAGUGAAUUAUAUGAUGUUUCCAAAGCUGUUGCCAACUCAAAGCAGUUAGAUGUAAAGCUAACCUCCUUCAAGGCCGUUCAAUUUUCUCCUCAUCCAACUCUGCCGAACACCAGUUCCCUAAUGGGUUCUUCCCCACGACUGACUUGCCUGAGUGUUGCUGAUGCUGAUCUUCUCAACAGGACUUGGUCGCGGGGUGGCAAUGAACAGUGUCUCUGGUACAUCGUGAACCUCAUCUCUUGCUUCCCCAGUGUAUGUGUCCGCGAUGACAAGGGAAACCCAAUCUCUUGGUCUCUCACAGAUCAGUUUUCCACCAUAUGCCAUGGCUAUACCUUGCCAGAGCAUCGCAGAAAAGGUUAUUGCCAGCUGGUGGCCUUCACACUGGCCAGGAAGUUACAAAGCCAAGGGUUCCCCUCUCUGGGUAAUGUCCUGGAUGACAACAUGGCAUCCAUAAGCCUCCUGAAGAGUGUCCAUGCUGAGUUCUUGCCUUGUCGUUUUCAUAGGCUUAUUCUCACCCCUGCAACUUUCUCUGGUCAAAUUUACCUGUAG
Messenger RNA from Felis catus (domestic cat), 1265 nucleotides. RefSeq names its product glycine-N-acyltransferase like 3 (gene GLYATL3). The transcript is spliced from 5 exons. Gene Ontology annotation, molecular function: glycine N-acyltransferase activity. The record is from RefSeq and is a predicted model, not a curated record. Gene Ontology annotation, cellular component: mitochondrion. Lineage: Eukaryota; Metazoa; Chordata; Mammalia; Carnivora; Felidae. The coding region runs from base 399 to 1265 and encodes 288 amino acids.